GCUCUGUCGGGCGAGCUCCUCUCUCUGUGUGCGAGCGAGCGAGCGAGUGAGUGUGUGUGUGUGUGUGCGCGCGAGUGUGUGUGUGUAUGCGUGUGUGUGUGUGUGUGUGCUCUGCUGUUGCUGCCCUUUGAUCCCUGCAUUAGUGUUAGUUAGGGGCUCGGAGACACACACUUACAGAGAGCAGCCAUAGUCAAGACACGGCAACAACAACAGCACCUCCUCCUCUACUCUUCCCUGUUCCCAACAAUACACUUAACCGAGGACAGCCAGGUGCACGACAAGUCCCUGCCAUCAGGCUCCCUCGCAAAAUUUCAAUGGGAAAAGACCUUUUUUCUUCUUAUCCCUAAACAAGAAGGAGAAUGUGAUAAAAGGGGGAAAAUGCCAAGGAGGAAACAGGAGCAACCCAAGCGCCUGCCUUCACAUGUGGACACGGUAGAGGAUGGAGGGCCAGAGGGUGGCUCAGUAGAGGAGGACAGCUGGUUUGGGAAUACCUCCGACAGCCCCUCUGAAUCGUCCUACGGUGAUGUGCAAGAUGAGCUGCGGGUUUCCCCGGACAAUGUUCCCCGACCGGACCAUGACACCUCAGCCGAGAGCUCCCUGGGCUGCCCGACGCCAGUUCAGCGGGCUUCCCUGGAGCUACUGGGGCUGGACAGUGGGGUCCUCUCGACCCAGGACAUGCUGUCCUCUGAGGUGUCCUCUCUUUACGGAGAUUCCAACCAGGCUUUGGGCAAGCCCCUCAGCAGCAACCUGCGGCGUCUCUUGGAGGCUGGCUCGCUAAAGCUGGAGGGAGGGGACCUGACUGGGCGUGGAACGGGCAGAGGACCAGAGUCGCCCCCGGUCAGCUUGGUACUGUCUCCAUCUUCACAUCACGCACAGCAGCUGAGUGCCCUGGCGAGGAGGUUGGCUAACAGCAGCAGCAACAACAGCGGCAACUCGAACUCUGCAUCACCUGCGUCUGUAGCAACUGUCAAGCAGGAGCCUUGUGACCCAUAUGGCCCCAGCAAUGGCCCUAACUCAGGCAGCAGUGGCUUCGUAUGGGUAGGCGUUGCCGAUAAAUGGCCAUCGACUAGUUGCUCGGCUCCCAGCGGCAGCAGCCUAUCGCCAGACUCGGCUAUCCAGAAGUUAAAGGCGGCCGCCAACGCCGUGCUCCAAGACAAGAGCGCGGUGGCCUCCUCCACCUCGGCGUCCUCAUCCUCCUCUUCCUCCUCCUCGUCCUCUUCGGUCACCUCCUCCUCAAUGGCAGCCCUGGGCACUCGCUCUGAUGAUGCGGUGCGCUUUGAACCGUUCGCUUCACCCUUCAGUCCGCAGUCAGCCAGCUCCACGCUUGCUGCCCUCUCAAAGAAAGUGUCUGAAAGAAGUCAGCAGCAGGUGGGCUCAUCUGAGCAUCAACCCUCAGCUGGCUCCUUUCUCUCUCUGGUUUCCAUGACCUCCUCAGCAGCUCUGCUAAAGGAGGUGGCCGCACGAGCAGCAGGGAACCUUCUAGCUGAUAAGAAAGAGCCCGCAUUAGUACUGGGAGCCUCCGAAGAUGUCAAGCCCCUGUUAGACAGGAACCAGAAGGUGCCCACCCCAACCCAGGCCAUGGAUCUUCUGCUGCCAGCAAUCCCCAAGGGAAGGGCCAAGCCCAGCAGUCAAGCAGGUUCUCCUGAGGAUGGAGGGAAGCCCUUUCAGUGCCCGGUGUGCGGUCUGGUCAUCAAGAGAAAGAGCUACUGGAAGAGACAUAUGGUGAUCCACACAGGCUUAAAAAGUCACCAGUGUCCCCUCUGUCCCUUUCGCUGUGCUCGUAAAGACAAUCUCAAGUCCCACAUGAAGGUCCAUCAGCACCAAGACCGAGGAGAGACUUUCCAGUGCGAGCUGUGCCCCUUCACAUCCUCCCGCCACUUUAGCCUCAAGCUGCACAUGCGUUGCCAUCAGCACUUCCCCCGUCCCGACCUCAAAGUCAAAGAAGAACCCGGCACAGACACGGAGGAGGGCGAAGGCUUGCUCAUGGGGGACGGUGGAGUCGCUGGCGAUCAGGUCAUGAACACAGAUGCUUCCAUGUCUCCCACUGUGAGCCAACCCGACGGGCGUUUGCUGGCCUCCCCUGCAGAACCCUCGAACCACGUCCAGAUCAAGGAGGAACCCCAGGAGAGGGAUCUGUCUGUGAUGUCUCCCUUUGCCCUGUGUAGGGAGCGACCCAGCAGCAGCAGCAGUUCUCUGGAUCUGCCUGGGCUUAAAUCCAGUCCACCGGGGCCUGGACCUACAGCUGCUUCGCUCUUCAGCCCAGAUAUCACCACCAAGACGGCUACGGACCUUCUCAUAAAGCUCUCAGCAGCGAACCAGAAGGAGGCCCUAAAGGGUCCAUUCUGUGUCAAGGAGGAGCCCCAGGCGGAAGAGCCCCUAAGCUCUCAGAGGGGACCAAGCUAUAGCUUCUGCCAAGAAGGACCCCCAGGGUCCACCAAGCCACGAGAGGAGGGGAGCCCGAUGUUGGGCAAGAGCAGCCUGCUCAGCCAGGACAUCAACGUCAAAGUGGCCUCUGAACUGCUUAUGAAGCUCUCAGAGAAUAACAAAGAAGCUUGCCACCAGAACGUCAUAGUGAAGGCGGAGCCUAUGGAAGUGGACCCGCCCCUAGAAUUGGCCCCUCCCUCCUCCCAUCUACUGGGCUUCAGCACUUCAGGGGCAUGUGAGAAGAAGGAACCAAUGGUCAACCUCCCAGAUCCAUUGCCCCGCCCCCAAAAUGACCUCUUCUCCCAGGACAUAUCAGUCAAAAUGGCCUCCGAGCUGCUUUUCAAACUGUCUGAAAAAGUAAGUAAAGCUAACGAAAACAAAGACAAUGCGUCAUUCGGUAUACACAGCCCUUUCCUAGACGACCGCUUUAGACAAUCACCUUUCAGCACGCGCUCCAAGAGCUCUUCCCCAGCUGAAGCCGGAUCUUCAAGCAGGGUUGCCCAGCAAGAUCCAGAGAAGGUGAGUAGUGAGCCAGGAAAUGGACUCGCCCAAUGGAGACUCAACGAACAGCUCUUUCCCUGCCCUGUUUGUGGCAAAGUGUUUGGUCGCCAACAGACUCUCUCCAGGCAUCUCUCCCUACACACAGAAGAGAGGAAGUAUAAGUGUCAUUUGUGUCCGUACGCGGCUAAGUGCCGAGCCAACCUCAACCAGCACCUCACCAUCCACUCAGUCAAACUGGUGAACACAGAUGCCGAGCAGAUUGUUACCGCUGUUACCAACGAAGGCCCAGAGCUCAAAAACUGCCCCUACUACUACAGCUGCCACGUCUGUGGCUUCCAGACAGAGUUAAACGCUCAGUUUGUCAGUCAUAUGUCUCUCCAUGUAGACAAAGAGCAGUGGAUGUUCUCGCUUUGCUGUAGCACCUGUGAGUAUGUGGGAGUGGACGAGGCCGAGAUGAAGGCUCACAUCAGUGCAGGGCAUGCAGGUCUCAAUUCCAGAAGCCCUCUCAGUGAGACCAAGAGCACUUCCUCCUCUCUCUCAGCCCUCAGCGACUCCCUCAACAGCUCUGAAGGUGGAGAUGUUGCCCAAGGUAACGAAGAACUAAAAAGCCUUUUGGCCCCGCCUUCUUCUGCGGGCAGUCAAUCAAGCUCAGGCCCAGGAACAGAGGAAAAAGCAGAGAAAGGCUUUGAAUGCGUCUUCUGCAACUUUGUGUGUAAAACUCGACCCAUGUACGAGCGGCACCUACAGAUCCACCUGAUCACGCGCAUGUUCGAGUGCGACGUCUGCCACAAGUUCAUGAAGACACCCGAGCAGCUCCUGGAGCACAAGAAGUGCCACACCGUCCCCGCUGGAGGGCUCAAGUGCCCUCUCUGCAUCUACUCCACCAACAGGCCAGCCGCCAUGGAGGGCCACCUGAAGACGCACUACAAGAUGGAGUAUCGCUGCCGCAUCUGCCAAGCCGUGUGGGCCAAUCAGGCAGAGCUGGAAAGGCACACGCGUGCUCACCGCCUGGGCAACCACUACAAGUGCGAGCAGUGCGGCUACCUCUCCAAAACAGCCAACAAGCUCAUCGAGCACGUGCGCGUGCACACGGGCGAGCGGCCUUUCCACUGCGACCGCUGCAGCUACAGCUGCAAACGCAAGGACAAUCUCAACCUCCACAAGCGGCUCAAGCACGCGCCGAGACAGACCUUCGGCUGCGCCCAGUGCCCGUUCACCACCACUCACCCGUUCGUCUACAGCCGCCACGUUAAAAAGCACCAAGGCGGGGAGGGGAGCGCCGAGGAAGGUGAGGCUCGGCCAGGCACGCCACGUCCGGGCCUUUUGGAGCGAGGUGGGAGCAGCAGCGGGAGCGGGGACAGCGGGAGCACCAGUCCGCUCAUGAACCUGUCCGCCUCUCAAGCCUUGCAGUCCGUCGCCCUGUCGAUCACCAGCAAGCAGCAAGACGGCACCCCAACCACGCGCUACCUCUCGGCCAACGGCACGUUCUCCACACUGGCGGCUCGCUACUUGGAACAGUACAGGAACUGUGACCUGGCUCACCUCAUCCCCCUCACCACGCUCUUUACGGCCCGCCGCUUCACAUUCCACAGCCCCUCGCCCUCAAACUCCUCUCCGCCCUUCUCGGCGUUCUGGUCCAACUCGUCCUCGCAGUCGCCGCCCUCUCCCACGUCACUCAAACACUCCUUCCUGGCAUACCUGGGAUUGACAGAGAGAGCUAAGACCAUUUGACCAUCCUCGUCCCUUCUUCUUCUUCUUCUUCUUCUUCUUCCUCUCCCGUAUCAUCAGUCACCGAAGCCACUAACUGUUGUUCCACAGGCAGCCUACAACGCUGCCCUAAAAACUAGUGAUGAUAGUAAACCAUCCGUUUAUCAGAGGAAAAGCUGUUCACGCUCAAGGCAUUUCGAUUUGUGUUCUAUCGCAAUCCAACCGUCGCUCUUUUCUAAGAGUUCCUCUUCAACACUUGUUUUCCUCUACGAAUUGUGAAUGACCCGGAAGAUCCGAUAACAGUGCUUUAUCUAUUACAAGUUUUGUAUUCGUUUUGAUGGGCGAAAGGAAACAUAUUAGCUCGCAAGCGCUAAGCUUUUUUGUGCAUUUUGUCAGGAAUCCGAAAGCAUGUUCGCUAUGUGUUGCAAUCGUUUUUUGAGGUCAUUUAGGGGCUCAGUAUCAGUAUAUGGCACGACAAAAACCAAUGAAACGGAUUGCUAUCUUUCGAGUCUUGUUUCCAAAGCAAAGCCUCAGACCACGCACUUGUUAAUUUAUCAAGCUGUACAUAGUUUUGUAGUCUUUCUUUUCUCUUCUCCUCCCCCUCACGCCCGUUGGCGUCGACUGGUUUUGCUGAAUUGCGAGACCGUCUGCAAAUUUUAAUCUCGCCUCGGCAACGAGCAUAAGGCCCUUUACGACACCUGCGAGGCGCAGCUGAUGGCAUUUCUUAAUACAAGCCAUUCAGGGCACGCUAAUGGCAAAAGCAAUCAUUACCACUACCGCAGUGGUCGUCAACCCAUGAUGCAGCCCUUCAAUAUCUUCACCAUCCUUUUGGUCGCUACAGAUUGUGCCAUAGCUGACCGAGGUGGCCCGUAUCCGUUAGGCAUGAGAUAGAAAUGACCAGUCAAGCGCCCUGUGCAUAGCUAAAGUAUAUAAUGCGCACCUGUACGUUUAACAAGAUGUAUGAGGUGACGGGUUUUUGGGAAAGACCCAAUUAUUCUGUCACCAAGGCCGAUUCAAUGGUGCUUUUUGGAGCUUUUUGUAAUUUUGUGUGUAAAAAAAAAAAAAAAAACCUGUUCCAAAAUGACUUGAAUGAAUGUACUUUCUGUUGGUUAAUGUUGAAGUGAUACAGAGGUAGCUGGACUGUGGUAAGUGAGAUCAUGGAAAAACAAUGGUAUCUCGGUGGCCUUCUGUGUCUUAAAUUUUUGUUCUUCUAGUUGUUUUUUAUUAUUAUUAUUAUGACUUUUCAUUUGAAAGAGCCUUUGAAAUGUAAAAUACAAAUAUAUAUAUAAAAAUAUAUAUCCUGUACUAACAAGCUAUUAUGAGAACCCCAUUGGAAAAUGGCUCUCAAGUGCAAUGUGGAGGCAGCCAUUAUUUUGAGUAGGAUCUUUGGAAGCAUGGCUUUCCAUAUGUGGGCAAACAUGGUACCAUAUGUUCCCCUCUUGGUGUUUUGAGUUUUAAUUGCACUUAAAAUUUUGAAAUGUUUCAAACAAAAGCACUUACACACAAUAGAAAACGUUCUUGAUGCCAAUUAUUUCGACUGCCUCGUCAAACAGCCUCAAUGCUACUUAAGUAAUUUUUCCUUUAGUGUCGUUUUUCUUUGUUGUCUGCUACGAUGGUUGAAAACACAAAUUCUCAGCCUUUUCCUGUAGGUAUUUGCCAAACAGCAGACUGCUCUGUUUUUUAAGGAUCGUACGGCAUGUGUAAUGCGGACGGCUGAAUUCAAAAUCCACCCUGGACACCAAACGGCCAGGCUAAAUUUUUAACAGCGGUUUUGCACAGCGCUGUAAAAAAUUGCACUUUUCUAAACAAAGUAUCAGAACGCAAUUCUAUUCAACGCUCUAAAAUGGAAAACAUCCAUUACGGCUUUACUGGCCGUAAUAUUGGCGAGCUCUGAAUAAAUCAUUUUUUGAUCCAAAUACAGUUUAAUUCAUGUUCAAAACAGAUAAACUGUAGCAGAUUGAUUUUUGAUGAGCACUUUGCUUAGUUACUGAAUAGACAGAGAUGUUUUAAGAAUUUAGAAUAUAGGAAACGUUAAUUGGUGCUAAAAGAGUAACUUAGCGUGUUCGGUUUUAGUAACCAAACACCAAUCAGCUGAUGCGCAUAAGCUCUAUACGGCCAAUUCCAAAUGGCGUAGCCAAUAUAUUGGUCUAAAUGAACCGUGAGAAAACACGUGCAAAGCUCAAACUUGAGGUCCUAAAGAAACGUUAUUCUUUGACACAUGCGUUUAGUCUUUUUUUGUCCAGCCAACAGAAUCUGAUCGAUAGUUUGAACGUUGUCCAUCAUAGAUGUACAAUGCUCUUCCGUGUUUAUUCAUGCAAGCAAGGGACAAGGAUAAAAACGUGGCCUGUUCAGAUCAAUCACGUCAGGUACACAAAAGUUUUCGAAAGCAGCUGACCUUAGAUGUUUUAAAAGGAAAAAAGUAGCAGCAUUACUUUGAUAGGUCAACCUUGAACUGCAAAGAGAUAAUUCUUCUUAAGUUUUUUCUCCUCCAACUUGCCCAUUGAGAGGAUUCGGAUGAAAAAGAAUUUUAAAAAGUCUGUAUUUAAGGCCAGUUUAUAAAUGAAAUGCAGGCCAUUAAAAGAUGGCAGACAGUUUCUUGGCCCCGCACAGUAUCCUUAUUUUAUACUUGUAUUUCUUGCUCUCAUAGUAUCAUUUCUUUUUCUUCAUAUAGAUGCCCAGCAUGCAGUCUAGUGGUAUGUUGUAUUUUAAGUGGAGCUUCUUUGCUUGUUAAUAAAGCUCCUGCUCGACCCAUUAUCUUUUAUGCUCUAGUGCCACUUGGUGGCAAGGAGUGGCCCGAGAGCCUGAGAUGAAGUGAAACUGAUCCUCAGGACCCAUUUUGAUAGAAUGAAUUCAAACGGAAUGUCCACUGGGCAACAUCCUUUUGUCCGUCUGCCUUGGAACACCAUGUAUUCAUCAUGUAGAAGAACAUGGCUGCUGCUCUUUCAUGCUCAGUUGUGUGGGCAAGAGGAGCGCAACAGGGAUCGCUCUCUGUUCCAAUACCAGUAUUUAUAAAUACUUAAUACUUGGCGUUCUGUUUGCCUAAUCGCAAGGAGCAGCAUUUUUUGUUUUAGCGUCAUUGCGCAUCAAACAAGACUGACUACCUUUUUUAGCACUUCAAAAGAUGCAUGAAUUGCUCUUGAUCUCUAGUUUGUAGCACUUACUUUUCUUUUUUUUUUUGGGUCCGGAAAAAAAAGACCAACUCGUUUUGCAUUUAGCUUUGCGGGUUAUUCUGCACAAUCUGUUUGCUUUAUCUCUUGCUGUACUCUACAACUCAAUAAGGCUCAAGUAUCAUUUUGUUUUCUUUCUUAUUUGGCACCCAGUAAACUUGUUAUGUGCUGUAUAAAGCUUUUUUAUUACUUCAUUCUUAAGGCUGUACAGGGUUGUUUGUGACAAUAACUGGUAAUUAGACCAUUUGUACUUUUUAUUUUGUUUUGUAUUUUGGUUUUAUUGGUUUUGCAUUCUUUAUGUUCAAAUUGCCAGUUCUAAAUGUAACAGGAUUUGAAAGUAAAGCUUACAUCACAUAUUA
Molecule: messenger RNA, 8158 nt
Organism: Labeo rohita (rohu)
Lineage: Eukaryota; Metazoa; Chordata; Actinopteri; Cypriniformes; Cyprinidae
Gene: znf827
Product: zinc finger protein 827
Exons: 13
Coding region: 379-4656 (1425 amino acids)
Biological process (GO): regulation of gene expression
Cellular component (GO): nucleus
Source: RefSeq, a predicted model, not a curated record